This is a messenger RNA of Pangasianodon hypophthalmus (striped catfish), 5252 nucleotides long. Its product is annotated as rabenosyn-5. Bases 340 to 2634 code for a protein of 764 amino acids. The transcript has 13 exons. The record is from RefSeq and is a predicted model, not a curated record. Gene Ontology annotation, molecular function: metal ion binding. Lineage: Eukaryota; Metazoa; Chordata; Actinopteri; Siluriformes; Pangasiidae.
GUAGGGGAAAAAAUAACUCUCAGUCUGACCCAGUUGGAGUUACCUUGUUAUGAGCUGUCAGAGUAUUUACAGCCAAAAGUAGCUGUUGACGGAGCUCGAGAUUUGCUUUGGUGAGAUUUUCGUUAUCAUUUCAGACACUUGUUUGUGUGAGAAUAGAAAACUACACCCUGUAGAACAUUGCAAUGUGACUGAAUUUCCUGUGCAAAUGUUUGUCACCCCCUGAUCUUGCACAUACAGUGAUGGAGGGGCUCCGGGGUGUUCAGGUGUGGCACGAUCUACAAAUGCCAUCUUCUCCGCUAUAACCCACCCGGCACGUCUGUUUUGACCUCCGCGGACCUCAUGGCCUCCAGUUACGCUGCUCAGUUAGACGGCUCAGCCGAAGUGAAGGAGGGCUUCCUUUGCCCUUUGUGUCUGAAAGACCUGCAGUCCUUCUACCAGCUGCAGGAUCACUACGAAGAAGCGCACUCCGGAGACAACCGCCAUGUCAGUGGCCAACUCAAGAGCCUGGUGCAGAAAGCAAAGAAAGCCAAAGACAAACUCCUGAAACGGGAUGGAGAUGAGAGAACUGAGAGCAGCUAUGAGUCCUUUUACUAUGGAGGCGUGGAUCCCUACAUGUGGGAGCCUCAAGAACUGGGAGCCACUCGGAGUCAUCUGGAACUUUUUAAGAAACACAGAGCUGCUAGGAUUGACCAUUACGUCAUUGAGGUCAACAAGCGCAUCAUCAGGUUGGAGAAGCUUAUUUCUUUUGAUAGAACCAAUAUGGAUGGUGGGAAGAUAAGAGCACUAGAGAAGUCAGUUGUGCCAUGGGUGAAUGAUCAGGACGUACCAUUCUGCCCUGAUUGUGGGGACAGGUUUAACAUCAGGAACCGGCGUCAUCACUGCCGUCUCUGUGGUUCCAUCAUGUGCAGAAAGUGCAUGGAAUUUGUGCCUCUCCCUCUGGCAUAUAAGUUAACGAGCGGCACGCGAGAGGCCCUGUGUGUGCCUGGCAGUCCCAGGCAGGGUGCGUCCCCUGGUGGAGGAGGCCCCACGGUGCAGCAGACCUCACGGCGCGGCUCCAUCACCAGCCUCUCCUCAGUGAGCUCCGUGCUGGAGGAGAAAGACGAGGACCGAAUUCGUUGCUGUCGCCACUGCAUGGACGCUCUGCUCCGUUACCAGCACAAACUGGAGGAGAAAGACCACGUGCCAGACAUCGUCAAACUCUACGAGAGGUUGAGGAUGUGCAUGGAGAAAGUGGACGAGAGGGCGCCGGAGUACAUCCGCAUGGCCGAGUCGCUCAAUGCUGGUGAGACCACCUAUAACCUAGAAACUGCAGCUGGCCUCCGGAUGGAGGUGCAGAAAUACUAUGAGCACAUCGAUGCUCUAAGUAAGAAGAUUCUAACACUUGGACUAAAAGAUGAGGUGCCACCCCAUCCAAAAGCUGUCCAGCUGCAGAAGAUGGUGCGCUACUCAGCGACGCUGUUUGUUCAGGAGAAGUUGUUGGGCCUGAUGUCUCUUCCUACAAAAGAGAAAUAUGAGGAGCUGAAAGAGAAAAGAAAAGAAGAACAGGAAAAGAAGCUUCAGCAGGAGAGACAGGCGGCUCUGGAAGCACAAAAGCGUCGACUGGAAAUAGAGAAGAACCGUGCAACCCACAGUGCCAACGGAGACGCCCCUCGGCCCCCACCAGGCCCUCGCAUGAGUAAAGGCGGCGGCUGGUUGCCUUCUUCGACUUCUCGCUCAGCCAAAGAACUGGACGACCCGCUGCUGCAGCAGAUUAACAACAUCGAGUCGUUCCUCCAGCAGGCACGAGCAGCAAAUCGCACCGAUGAGGCAGCCAUGCUGGAGGAGAACCUGCGACAGCUGCAGGAGGAGUUCGACGCUCAGCAGAUGAGCCGAGCAAUUGAGAUCUCACAACGUCAAGCCCAGGAGGAGGACCUACAAAGAAGCCAGAUCCUUCAUCUUCAGCAAAGGGAGCUGGAGAGCAAAAUGACCAGAAUGAACUCCUCAGAUUUGGGGGAUUCAAAGAAUGUCGAAGAACACUGGGAGAAGGAAGGAGAGAGUGGAUGGGAUUUGGAAACAAGUCCACAACUCAAAACUUUGUCAAUAAACUCAUUUCCACGUUUGCCAGGCAAUUCGCCACCUUUACAGCGAGAUGAAUGCACUACAACUCCCCCUGAUGGAGAGGCUUCACUAAAUCCGUUUGAUGAAGAAGACUGCACUCCGGUUGAGGAAGACUCCACAAACCCUUUCAGUGAAGAGAUCCAGAGAGAGCAGCAGCAGAAAGCUGUUGGAAAACCCAAAGAAUACAACCCUUUCGAGGACGGUGAGGAUGAGGAGCAGGAACUAGAUGAUGGGAAGAAAAGUUCUUCCAGAAACCCCUUUGAGGACGAUAUUGAGGAUGAUGACAAAGGUAACCCCUUCAAAGAGACAUCAGACGAGACGCCAUCCGCCUCAACCAAUCCCUUUGAAGAUGAUGAUGACAGUACAGCACUGGACGACAUAAUUGAGGAAGAGCUGUUGCUUCAGCAGAUCGACAACAUCCGCGCGUACAUAUUUGAUGCCAAGCUCAGCGGACGCACAGAUGAAGUGGAGCUACUGUCCCAAAACCUGAGGGAGCUACAGAGCACUUUACAGGAGCAGAAGAAAAAAACGCACUGACCACUGUCCCUUUGUGUCCCUCUUAAAAGUUUUUCUUCUGUUGGGACCAGGACACUGGAAGUAAAGAUACAUUUGAAGUGUUGUAUGUUUUGCCAUUUGUUUCAGUCACUAGUACUGAUUGUUGGAAUGCACCUAUAACUGAGAGAUCUAAAGCUGAAGAAAAUUGGAUAAGACAAAGACUUAGCUGGUAACAUUUAUACAUAGAAUUUCUAAUGUUAGUCAUACAUGAACAAACCAUUUGGUCUUUGUCAUUAUCUUGGUUAUAUUAGGUCAUAAAGAUGUUUAUUUUAGGUGUAAGGUUUAUUGGGCCUCAUUUAUCAAUCUUUAAGUGAAGCGUGUGUAAAAUGCCUGCUAGAUUUAGAACACUUUUGGUAACGCUAAUUUUCUUCAAACUAACGUGUGCAUGUUGGCGAAUGCUAUUCACCUAUAAAUUACCAAAAUGCGUUCACAGCACAGAUGAUUUACGCUUAGUGACACCCCAAAACCAAAGGUAAAGCUCACAGGACGCUGAAAACGACAUAAUGACGACUAAACAGCAAAAGCGCCUUCUAAGAGCAGACUGCGCUAAAUCUCCCAAUAAUGCAGCUCAGCCACUGCAAUGCACACACUAAGGCCUGGUACAUACUCCAUGCAAGCCAGUACAUGCAACAACAAAAGGGGCUCCACAAGGGGUGUCCUUGGACUAUGCAUGUAGAAUUUGUGUAUGUCCAAAAUCUGCACUGCGACGCAUUGUUCCAAGCGUUGGCAAUAGAGCCGCUAUAUACGAACAUUACCCCAGGUACAUCAAAAUCAAAGAAAAAUGCAUUUCCGUAAAUAGUAGCCAUUUCUCUGCCACUUUUACUUUACUACUUUCUCUUGUGGAUCAGCUUACUACGCCGGCAGGGCUCCCGAACGCGCGUAAGAUAUGUCACGCACUUGCAGUCGUGUUUGCAUACACUAGUAGAGUAUGUAACGGGCUUAACUCUUCCUCCUUUUACAAGGCUUUUGUCCUAAUUGAGUAGCUAGUCUUAUUUGUCUUCAUUUAUGGAUUUGUUUUGGAUUGAUGUCUUUCAAGUCAUUCAUGUGAAAUGACUGAGUUUCACAAAAUUGACAUUAAGUUAGUGUGUAAUUGAAAUAAAUAAGCAAUUCAUACCAACGUAAUUCUUAUAUAAAAGAUCGAAUAUCUAAUCGCAAUUAUGUGAUUUAAAGCCUCAUUAAUGAGUCUUCUUAUACUUAAACUUACACAAACUCAGCAGCUCUUGUAGGAUAUAAAACUUUUUCUGAAUUAACUGGAUUGUCAUGAUUUUUUUUCACACAUUUCUUAUGCAAAUGCUCCUGCAAAAGACAUUGUAUGCAGUUUGAUAAAUGAGGCCCAUUGUUUGGUAAUAUGGAGGAAACUGCUUAUAGAUAACACACGUGAGCCAAACCAACAAAUCUGUUUUCUUUUUCUAACAAACGCAUAAAAAAACACACAAAUGUCACCACAAGGAAAGUUAAGGCUGACAUCAGGUUUCCUCAUGAUGUACAUUUUAUAGGUUAUAUAUUUAAAGGAUUCUGAAUGACUUUGCAAUAUUCUCGUCAUAACACUAUUAUCAGCAUGUUGGAAAUGUUGCUUUGUCCAAGGGGUGCACAACAUGGCCAAAAUACUAUCAGGAUUAUAUUUCUCCAUGUAAAUUUGGUGAUUCGUCCGAUCGCUAAAGCGCUACAACUGAUUGGUCAAUUUAUUGAUUGAUUGAGGGCUCAUUUGUUUGGCAGUGCAUUUCUGCUACACAAGAAAAAAAAAUCUCAUCUUGGUAUUAUGAGAAAAAUAUCUCAUAAUUACAGGAAAGCAUCUUAUUAAAAAAAAGAGAUUUCUGUUUUUAUAGAAUAUAUCUCAUAAUAAUGAGAUGUUUUCUUGUAAUAACAACAUAUUUCCUCAUAAUGUUUACUUGUAAAACCAGGAUGUUUUCUCUUAACUAGACUAUUUCCAAUUGUAAAAAGAUGCUUUUUAAGUAAUAAGAUGUUUUUUCAUAGUAAUGAGAUGCCUUUCCCAAGCUAAGAAGAUGCUGAUGGUGAUUUCUUUUCUUGCAUGACAGCAAGACAUCUGUGAUAUCAUUGUUGCAAAAGUGAGCAUGCCAUGAUUACCAAAUGAUAUACUGGGAAUAUAUGAGAUAUAUUUUCCCAAGUACUGACAAGGGAAUCUGUAUUGCUUAAAUGAGAGAUGGGUAAUCAACAGUAGCUGUGUAAGAUUUGUAAUAUGACAAAUUUUAUGAACAUUUUAUUUCGAGAUCUACAGUAUGUGCCUGCUUUUUUCCCAUGAAGAAUGUCACUCUAAUGCAAAGAACCCCUUCAUGUCUGGUGUAACUGCUUUCAGAUGUUGUGUACAACAUUCAUGGGAAUGUGCUCCACUGGUUUACGACUUGUUUGAAUAAUCGCAAGUCGUUUGCUGAAACGAACAAAUUUUAGUUUAAUUUUGAAAAGCCAUUUUCACCUUUAAAUGUUGGAGCUUGUUAGCUGAAGUGGUGACCCUUUCAGGCAUUUCUGAUCAAUUUAUCAACUCCACACUUCGCACAUUAUUGGGUAAUGCAACUAACUUUUGUGGAAACUGUUUUAGCAUUGUAACAGCUUUUUGACUUGGUAUGCUGCACCUUCUCCAGUCU